Lindgomyces ingoldianus is the source of this 519-nucleotide messenger RNA. RefSeq lists its product as uncharacterized. The transcript has 2 exons. The record is from RefSeq and is a predicted model, not a curated record. NCBI's taxonomy places the organism in Eukaryota, Fungi, Ascomycota, Dothideomycetes, Pleosporales, Lindgomycetaceae. The coding region runs from base 1 to 519 and encodes 172 amino acids.
AUGCCUUCUAACAAAAAUCGUUUGUACAUUACCUUAUAUCCUAGCGGUGUCGCAAACAACGAGGAGCGCAAAUACCACUGGGGCUUUCUGAUUGGACCCAAAGCAGAGGGGAAAGACGUAAUACCAGGCGCAAGUUACCACGUCAAAAACUCCCCUUUCGGCUGGACCUAUGAAGAAAUCCCAUUAGAGAAUGUCCAAACCACCAUCAGACUCUUAGCACGCAUUCUCAUCGCCAAGAUCGAAGAUGAACAACGUCUCAUUACCCUUCUUCGACGGCUUCCAGUUGUGCAGGGUGAUUCAAACUGGAGAUGUCGUACUUGGGUCGCGAGUGCCUUGGCCGAGAUUGCGAAGGACGGGAAGUGUGUUGGUACCGCCGAGCUAGACUGGCAGAAGAUCGAGGCAUGUGCGAGACGAUACGUAGGAGACAAGACUGCUAGUGGUCGCUAUCGAUCAGCUGCUGAUUUGUCGAAACCGAAGCCAACCUGGGACAUGCUUGAAAACAAGGAAAGUGUGCCGUAG